Gopherus flavomarginatus (Mexican gopher tortoise) is the source of this 6261-nucleotide messenger RNA. RefSeq names its product E3 ubiquitin-protein ligase TRIM71-like. Gene Ontology annotation, cellular component: nucleoplasm; chromatin. Bases 607 to 2400 code for a protein of 597 amino acids. The record is from RefSeq and is a predicted model, not a curated record. Gene Ontology annotation, molecular function: protein binding; zinc ion binding; ubiquitin-protein transferase activity. Lineage: Eukaryota; Metazoa; Chordata; Testudines; Testudinidae. Gene Ontology annotation, biological process: positive regulation of DNA-templated transcription. The transcript has 6 exons.
ACCAGAGAGGCGGGUGGGAGUCUCGCAUAGCUUUGCACAGCGGCUCUGCGAGUCUAGAGGGGAGACCGCGGACUGGAGCCAGCCGGUCUGGGGCUGACCCGGAGCGGGAGCAGCCCAGGGCCUGGGGGGCGGGCGGGCGAGCAGCGGCUCAGAGCGAUGGGGAGAACGCGCCCACUAGGCCAGAGGAGCAGCAAAGCGAUCCCCUGCCGACGCUCCCGCAGCGCUGGGGCCAGUUCACACUUGAGGUGGGGGUCAGGAGUGGCGCCCGCGCACUGGAAGAGACACGUGGUCACCACGUUGUCGAGGCGCCCGCGGGGGUGGGGGGGACACGCAGACUCUGUGUCAGCCAGCCUCCUUCUGGGGACCCGCUACACUGUGGCCAGGGCGCUCCCUGGCGGGGGCGCUAAGUAGAGGCAGCCCGGCAGAGUCCGUUGCGCAGCAGCGAAUUGGACACGACUCCGCGCGCUCAACAGGCCAAGGAUCCGGCUGCCCGCAGACACCGACUAAUCGUCGGUGCCAGCAAGAUAUUCGCAGCCCGGCUUCUGCACGAGUCCCUGCUGCUGAGGCGGCCGCCGCCGCCUCCCCCCGCACCCAGGCCGCUUGCAAAUGGAUUCGUCUCCCGAGGCGGACUUUCAGCGCUGCCUGCUGUGCCAGGAGCGGUACGGCCCGACCCGCCUCCUGCAGGCUCUGCCCUGCCUGCACCCCGUCUGCUGCCAGUGCCUGGAAGCGCAGCGCCUGCCCGCGGCCGCCUUCCCCGCGCCCGAGCUGCGUUGCCCCAUCUGCGAGCAGAAGGCGACGCUCUCAGAGCUCUGGGGCAUGGACGAGCUGCCCUCCUCCAACUUCCUCCUCGGCAACCUGCAGGACGUGGUGGGGGCCGCCGCUGAGGAGCAGCACCACAGCGGUCGGGGCCCCACUCCCCCCCCGCGCCAGCAGCAGCAGCAGCAGCAGCACCGCUGGUCCAGCAGCGGCUUGUCCCCCGCCGCCGCAUCUGCAGCCGCCCCGGCCCCGGCCCCGCUGCAGCUCCGGUGGCCGUACAGCCGGCAUGGCGAGCCCCCCUGCAGCUCCUGGAACGAGCACAACGCUGCCAGCUUCGGCUGCCUGGACUUCCCGGAGCUCCUGGGCGACAGCGGCGUGCGGGCUCCCCGGCGUGUCAGCCGCACUAUGGACCAUUUCAUCGAGCGCUUCGGCCGGGCGCCCGACCCCGAGCCGGCCGCCCAGCCCGCCCCGGCCCACGCCGCCGCCGCCGCCGCCUCCGCGCGCGACGGCAUCUUCGCCUUCUUCCUGGACCGGGCCAGCUACUGCCGGCACCACGGCAACGAGGUGCUGCAUUUCUUCUGUGACACUUGUUCUGUCCCCAUCUGCUGGGAAUGCACCACGGGACCACAUGUGGGUCAUAACUUUCUGUACCUCCAGGGUGCCCUCCAGGAUUCCGGAACCCUCACCAUUCAACUGCUAGGAGAUGCUCAGCAAGGACUCCAGGCUAUUCAGCUGAGUAUUGAACAGGCCCAAGCUGUGGCAGAGGAGCUUGAAAUGAAAUCACAGGUGCUGCAGUCUGAAAUCAAAGCUAUGACAUAUCGACAUAAGAAGGCCCUGGAAAAAUGGGAGUGUGAGCUGCUAUGGAAGGUGGAAAAGAUUAAUCAAGUCAAAGCCAAGUCCCUUUACCUUCAAGUUGAAAAGUUGCGUCAGAAUCUAACUAAACUGGGCAACACUAUUAGUGCAGUUCAGCAGGUCCUAGAGGAGGGUCGUAGCAUGGAUAUUCUCUUGGCUCGGGAUUGCACGCUGGCUCAAGUGCAGGAUCUGAAGAAUGUGAGAGGCCUACAGCCACAGGAGGAUGACACAGUCAUGUUCACUCCUCCUGACCAGGCUCUGUAUGCAGCCAUUAAAUCAAUGAGGUUUGUUGGCAGUGGGGCUUUUGCUUCUCUGACCAGAGCCACUGGGGAAGGUCUCAAAUGUGCACUACAGGGCAGAGUGGCCUCCUUCACAGUGACAUGCUAUGACCAUGAUGGUAACCCAUGCCUUUCAGGGGGCGAUACAAUCUCUGCAGUGGUGAUGGGUCCUGAUGGAAACCAGUUCGGCACAGAUGUCCAUGAUCAGCAGAAUGGAACCUACCUGGUCAGUUACAGACCACAGCUGGAGGGAGAACAUCUAGUCUCUGUCCUGAUGUGCAACCAUCACAUAGAGAACAGUCCAUUCAAGGUCAUGGUAAAAUCUGGGCUCUGUUACAUUGGCGUUGGACUACAAGGGCUUUCAUUUAUCAUCGAGGAAAACAAAGGAGGCACCUCCCUCCCGCCCCCCCAGCACAAUGGGUUGCCUGGAAGAAUCAAACUGGCAGCUUCACAUUUCCUUGAUCAUGCUACUCUCCAUGCACACGAAGGGUGCCUUGGCUGGACCAGUUGUUGAUCCACAUGUAACAGCAGUUUGGGGGAAGAAUGUCGCCCUGAAAUGCAUAAUUGAAAUAAAAGGAACAAUAACACAAAUCUCAUGGGAGAAGAUGCAUGGUAAAAGUAAACAGACCAUUACUAUUCUUCAUCCUGAAUAUGGGUUGCUGUUCGAGGACAAUACCAAGGAAGAGUGUCACUUGAGAACUACUCACUUACUGAUGCAACUAUCAUCCUAACAAUAUAAGCUUCUCUGAUUAGGAGAAUAUGUAUGCAAAGCAGUUACAUUCUCACUAGGAGAUAUUCAGUCAUCAGCAACUGUAACUGUAUUGGGUAUGUUUGCUUCUUAAUUUUAUGUUUGAUUAUUUUAGCCCCCAAAACCUCCACAAAAAGCUAAAUAAACUUCAUAGGACUUGGCUCCAUGCAGACAUCGUAUGUAGCAAGCUGAGGUCUGAAUCUACAGCACAAUAUCUUGCCACAUAAUGAUUGCCCAUGUUUAUCUUCCUACUGUGGACUGAAAGUUCAGUAGUGGGGUUUGACAAAUGUUUCAAAUAUUGUUAGCGGGCUCCAGCUUCGUAGAGAAGUGAUCCAAUUUCUUAAUGCUGUGACUUACAGAAGUAUAUAACUUAUUCUUCUGUCUCAAGUUUACUUUAACAAUCCUCUUAGCUGAAUUAGAAGACAACACAGAGCAGGUGUUUUAAUGCAGUAUUAGUGGGUUUGUGACUUUUUUUUGUCAUUGUGGCCACAUCCAUGAGAGGACUACAAGCCUUUCGAUUUAAAGUCAUUCUUAGUGAUUUAGGGAGAACUUACAUAUUUUAAAUCAGAAGAUCCAGGCACUCUGUCAAAUCAUCCAAAAGCUGAGAAUAGUGGAAGAAGGAGAAAAUAAACAUUGAGUGAUGGAAUAAUAUACUGGACAGUGCUUGCUGAGUGAAAAGAUUCUUUGUUGGGUCACAAUAGGCUGAGAUGAAAUUGUUGCUACUUCAAAUAUUGGACAAAUAUGUGCUAAAAUAGUACAAUUAAUUAAAAAUUAAACUUUCACACGCUAGUAUGUUUAAAAUAAACUGCACAUGAAUGGGAAAAAUUUAAAGCAUUUUUAUGUAUAAGCUUUCUUCUCAAAUUUUAGAAACAGUUCAAGUAAAGGCAAAAAACAACUUAAAGCUUGUUCUGAAAUUUUGAAUAAAUAAUGUAGCUCUUGACUUAAAUGGAAAAAUCAAUAUGUAAUUUAAAGGAGCUCUUCAGGAUGUUUCGGGUGUAUUGAUCUGAUAAGAUACUAAAUGACUAUAGAAAGGCUUUUGAUGGUGAAAUAAGUUAAUUGCUGCGUACUGUUUUAAAAAGAAAUGUAAUGGCUCAUUAAAAGAUUCGGGAGGGUAGUCCAGCAAAUACGAAGCAAUUCAUUUUUUCCAAAAAAUUGGAUAUUUAAGAUGGUUGAAGUAAAAGCUUAACUGGGGCCUUAUCUUACUAAUCCAUAUUCUUAUUUUUUUUCUUUGAUAUUAAUGUCAUUAACAGUGGUUAAAAUGAGUUUAGUUUGGUUAUAAAUUAGUGAUUUUAGCUAAAACACUAGAGACUAGAGAUACAGGCAGGAAGAAAAAAGUGUGGACAAACCCUCACCAAUCGGAGGUGAAAUGAUGCAUUGUUUCCAUUCUGUAAGUAAUUUUGCUCUUGGCUGUAACAGCGUUUUUGUAAAAAAGAGCAGCUGUAUUUAAGCAAAACAAAAAGAUUUGAUGAUGGAGAAAUUCCUGAAAAUAGCAGAAUAAUAUAUCACCAUUAAACAUUUUAAGCAAUAAUGUUAGUUUUAAUACACAGGGACAUGUUUGGUGCGGCAAUGACUGUAACGAGAAUGAAUUUUUUUGAGUUCAUAUUUGUCUCCCAGUUACUCUAGCACAGUAAGUCCUAGAACUGCUUCUGUGAAAUAUGGACUAUUAUUUUCUUUGUGGGAUGCUUCUUUCUACAACUUGGAUUUGAAGCAACAAGUUUCUAGUUCCUCAGUUACUUUUCUUCCUUAAAGAAUUAAUUUAAGAGGCUGAACGAGUAAAGUGUUCCAGGUUAAGUACGGCACAAAAGAAUUGUUUGUCAACUGUAGAGCUCUGUGGGUAAGGGGAAGGAUGGGGCACCUUGAAAAAUAGUUGGAUACAAAGAAAUUCUUUGUCAUAAGGGCAAUCAGGAAGGCCUCUGUCCUGCAGACUGUCAUUGUAAGGACAGAGAAGGCCAUAAUUGUGGCUUAGAUGGUGCAUUGUGGAAUACCCAUGAAACAGAUGUUGUGUAGGUAGAAAGUCUCCAGGACUAUAGUAACAUGAAGAACAGUACACAUUUUGAGUUUAGACCUGACACAGGUCAUGCUACGUUUUGACUUUAACAUGUUGUCAUAAACAGAUAGUUAAGGGUUAAUGUCUCUUUUACCUGUAAAGGGUUAACAAACAGGGAACCAAACGCCUGACCAGGGGACCAAUCAGGAGACAAGAUACUUUCAAAUCUCGGUGGAGGGAAGCCUUUGUUUGUGUUUUUGGGUUUGGCUUUGUUCUCUCUGGGUUCUGAGAGUAACCACACGUACCUACAGGCUCUCUAAUCUUCUGUUCAAAUUUAGUAAGUACAAAAGGUAGAAAACCCGUUUAGUCUUUGUGAUUGUUUUUCUUUAUUUGCAAAUGUGUAUCUGGCUGGUAGAAAUUAAAUGUGCAUCUGGCUGGUAGAGUUUUAAUGUGUAUUUGGCUGAAAGUAUUUUAAAUUGUAUUUCUGUUGGAGGAGGCUUUUUCUCCAGUUUCUAUAAGCUGACAGACCUUGUAACUUUUACCAUCUAAAAUACAGAGACAUCUUUCACUUUUUUCUUUCUUUUUAUUAAAAGUUUUGCUUUUAAGACCUGUCUGAUUUUUCCCUCUUGUUGAGGCUCAAGGGAAUUGAGUCUGUACUUAACAAGGAAGGAGAAGGGAGGGGAAGGGUGGAAUCCCUUUGUUUUAUAUUCACGGAGCGUGAAUCUAUCUCUCUCUCCAGGAGAUCUAAUUUCUCUGUGUUGUGAUUUAAGGAGUUUGAAUCACAGUAAUCUUCCAGGGUAACCCAGGGAGGAGAAGGCUGGGAAAGGCAACGGUGAGGAAAGGGGUUUACUUUCCAUGUGUUAAGACCCAGGGGGUAUGGGUCUUGGGGGUCCCCAGGGAAGGUUUUGGGGGGACCAGAGUGUAUCAGGCACUGGAAUUCCUGAUUGGUGGCAGCUUAUCAGAUCUAAGCUGGUAAUUAAGCUUAGAGGAAUUCAUGCUGGUACCCCAACUUUUGGACUCUAAGGUUCAGAUUGGGGAAAGAUACUAUGACAUGUGUAGUCAAAGGGGAAUGUUUUUGAGAGGUGUGAACUUCGGAAGCUUUUAGUUGAGCAGUAAAGUGAGAUGUCCUUAAAUAUUGGUGGAGUUAAAGUAUGGCCAUGUGUUGUCAGACAAAGGAAACUUCUCCAAAGUCCUAGCUUAAAUCAGGAAUCCUACUUCAGUUUCCAAACAGGCUGUGAUAAGUAUGUCACUAGUUCUAAUUUGUUUAGCUGUUGCUCUUAACCUGGGAAAGUGUUAAAAUGAGUUAUCAAUAUUUACCAUCCAUUCAUCAGUUAUGCAGUGUCUGAUCAAGUCUUGAUGUAUUACUGAGCUCUGUUCCUUCCUCCCCUUGUCAGUGUGGACUGCAGAAUAGUCUAUUACUGUCUAAGCCUUAACAUAUAGUGCUUUAUUGCUAUCAUUGGUUAGGUGAGUUGGUUAAAUUGCACUGUGAGCCCCUCAAGCCUCUCUCUCAAGAAUUAGGUGUUUAAGUCUCCCCCAUGCUUUCUUUUCUUCUUCAGGUUUCCUGUAGGUUUCAUCUUGAGCAGGAUGGUUCCUAGCUUCAAUUUUGAUACUUUUCUCGAGGAAACCUCUGCCUCAAAAGU